GUAACAAAAACCUCUCUCUCUCUCUCUCUCAAUUGCAUAUCGGCACAGCUCCUAAAUCGGAAGAGAAACAGGAGAUGGCUUAUGCUGCUGUGAUUUCUCUUAAGCAAACUAUACAUCACCUCCUAAAUUCUUCUCAUAUUUCCAUCCACUCUCCUAGUCGAGAAACCUUACAAGCUGCAUACAAACAGCUCACAUCCUUACAAGAGGCGCUCACACGAUCCGACGACGACACCAGCAGCACUAGGAGAAACAGAUUGAACGCCAUCGACACACAAAUCAGAGAGGCCGUUCAUCAAUUACAAGACUCACUCGAAUCCCAUGCCUCACACCACUUUCAACACCCAGCACUUCCUCCUCUACACUUAGAGUUCACAUCGCAGGAAAUCAUUUCCUUCGCUCAAGCAGCGAACAAGAUGGAGAAGGCCUACGUUCAAGAGCUACAAAACCCUAAUUUCCAAGAUGAUGAUCGCGAUUCAGCUGCAACUCUUCCUAUUCAUAAUUCUGCUGUGAAGAUGGUCGGACUAUCCGAUGCAAUCGCCGACAUCAAAGAUCACGUGCUCAGAAUCCUACGCCCAGACUACUACGGCGUUUUCACCUUCUUCGGCGACGCCGGCAACGGCAGAUCCAUCGUGGCGAGGGGCGUCUACGACGACGUAUACGUCGGCGGAGAACGCGCCUUCGACUGCGGCGCGUGGGUGAGGAUCGGCUCCACGUAUCAACUCAAACAAAUCCUUCUCAACAUCAUUGCUCAAAUAAAUAAAAUUGAUCGCGAAUACCUCAGUUCAGAGGGAGAAGAGGAGUUAGGCGAGCAUCUGUGCGCGAGUCUGAGGGGGAGAAGAUACAUCGUCGUUUUGGACGACGUGCGCGACGCGGAGAUCCUGGGGCGGUUGAGAAGGUCGUUGCCGGAGCAGAACAACGGGAGCAUAGUGUUCCUGACGACCGGCGUGAGUGAAGUGGCUGAAUUGGAUGAGGGUUUUUUCCGAUAUGAUAUACCAGUGGUGUUGAGCGAGAUGAUCAGCUGGAGGUGUAUUGGAUCGUUGAUCAAGAGCCGCGGAUGGUUGAUUUCGCCGGAAUUUGAGAAGGCCGGGAAGAAGAUCGCAAAGAACUGUCGAGGUUUCCGGCUUGUGGUGGCCAAGGUUAUGGUGGCGCUGCUGAGAUCGGAGAAGACGCUCAACCUGUGGAGGAAGCUGGCCGCGGAUAUUGAUGAUCCCGUUUUCACGGUUGAUGAUGAAAUAUCGGAGGCAAUUGAAAUCAAGAGAUAUUUGCAUGAGGACAAUGUAAGAGAGGCCGAUUUUCUAUUUGACUUGUCAACUUUGAUUAACAAAGUUAAGGAGAAUCUUUAUCCGAAAAGAUUAUUCCCCCCAAUGGGAAUCAUGACGGUCUAUGGAAUGGCUGGAGUUGGUAAGACUACUCUUGUUAGGCAUAUUUUUCAAGAUUCUUCUAUUUUGGAUAGUUUCGACCACCGCGCAUGGGUUAAUAUAGGUCCCAAGUAUCAAUCAAAAGAGAUCUUGAUCGAUAUUCUAGCUCAAAUAUAUCCUCACAUUAGUAAAACAAAUAUAAAAAAAGAUGUAAAGUUAGUCAAGAAUUUAUAUGCACAGUUGUCCCAAAAGAAAUGUCUCAUUGUGCUAGAUGAUUUAUGGAGCCAAGAGCCCGUGCAUUUCUUGAAAAAGUUCAUGCCAAAUAUCAAGGGAGAACUCGUGGUUACGACUAGGCUGUUUAAAGUAGGGAUUUUUGGACCUUGUGAUAGGGCUUAUAAAUUGCGGUUGUUGAACAAGGAAGAAAGUUGGGAUCUUCUUCGUGAGAAGGUGUUUGUUAGGGAGCGGUGCCCUUCUCAACUUGUGAAACCCGGAAAAAAGAUUGCAGAGAAUUGUGAAGGUCUUCCUCUUCUGAUUCUCGCAGUUGCUGAUCUUCUAUCGAGAUCCCAGAAAACCCUAGAGUAUUGGAACAAGGUGGCGGAGAAGAAAAAUCCGGAUGUGAUGAAUGCACAAAGUGAAAUAGCAAAAGGGUUGCUUCAUAGUUUCGAGACUCAACCUCAACAUCUAAAAGCGUGCUUUCUUUAUAUGGGAGUUUUUCCACAGAAUCAUGAGAUCCCCACAUCCACACUCAUGAAGCUGUGGUUUGCUGAUGGAUUUCUUGAACCAAAUCCGUCACAAGCUGUAGAAGAUUUUGCUUCAAAAUGCUUGAAUGAGCUUGUUGAGAGAAGCAUGGUUAUGGUGAAGCAGGGGUCUGAUUUGAAAACUAAUAAGACUUGUUGUCUCCACUUCUGUCUAUUGGCAUCUAUCUUGCCAUGCUGCUAUGAAGAACAAGUUUUUCCAUGCCUUGGAUGCUUAUGUUGAUAGUUCAUCCGAAAGUAUGAAGGGACAACGCAGAUUAUGCAUUCGCAAAAGCAUUUUAUUCGGAAUCAAAGAUGUAUAUAAUGCAAUGGCGUCUGCUUCUACUUCACGUGCUUUGCUAUGUACCGGUCCGCCUCAUCAAUAUCCGGUUCCGUUGUGUUUUGGUUCAAGAUUGCUUAAGGUUCUAGAAGCUUUAGAAAUCCGUUUAUACGAAUUUCCAGUUGAAGUAUUAAAGCAAAUUCAUCUAAGGUACAUUGCCCUCACUUGUGAUGGAGAGCUCCCAUCUUCCAUAUCCAAACUUUGGAGUCUUCAGUUCUUGAUUAUUAGAAAAUAUUUGAGUAUAAAAAACUCUAGCAAUUCUUCAUAUUUGCCAAAGGAAAUUUGGGAUAUGAAGGAACUGAAGCAUCUUCAGGUUUCAGGAAGUAAGCUCCCUGAUCCUAGUUGUGGGGCCCUUUUGCUUAACCUGACAUCACUCUUGGAUGUGAGUGUUCAUUGCUGUACAAAGAAGGUUCUGGAAGGAAUUCCUAACUUGAAGAAGUUGGGCAUUCAAAUUGAGUUGGAGCCAGAUGACAAGAGCAAUCCAUUUCACAACUUGAAUUUCAUUGCCUGUAUAGGCAAACUGGAAUCACUUAAAUGUGUGGUUGUGAAUCCUGAGCUUGGGCCGGAGUUCAUUGCCCCACCGACUCCUCAUUCCAUCUUUCCUUUGAGCCUAAAGAAGUUGUGCUUAAGUGGGCUCGGAUAUCCUUGGGAGUACAUGAGUAUAAUCGGUGAACUACCAAAUCUUGAGGUGUUGAAACUGCGGUGCUAUGCUUUUCAAGGCACGUUUUGGGAAAUCGGUUAUAAAGAAUUUCCAAAACUAAAGUAUCUUUCAAUUGAAGAUACUGAUCUAGUGCGUUGGGAUAUCAUGAUGCCAAGUAUCUACCACCUUAAACAUCUUAGCAUCAAACACUGCUACAAUUUGGAGCAAUUUCCUUCUUCUCUACCUGACCUCGUUGAAAUGUUCGAAGUAAUUGACAGUCAUCCUUCAGUUGUGAAUUGGGCAAAGCAGAUGAAGGAUGAGAAUUGGAAGAUAAGAAAGAUGAAAGCUCUUAAAAUUCAUGUUCAGUCUUCAUGGAAUGAUGACAACUAAAAAUGUUGACCUGCGUCGAUGGAGGGAAUGUUAAUGUUCGAUUUUGUUUUGGAAUGUUUCAUGUUUUAUUAUAAUUGUUGGGUUGUAUUAACGAGUAUUUUGAUGUCUUAAUUAGUUAAUUUCCAUUUAA
This is a messenger RNA of Salvia miltiorrhiza (redroot sage), 3592 nucleotides long. RefSeq lists its product as uncharacterized. Lineage: Eukaryota; Viridiplantae; Streptophyta; Magnoliopsida; Lamiales; Lamiaceae. The record is from RefSeq and is a predicted model, not a curated record. Gene Ontology annotation, biological process: defense response to other organism. Gene Ontology annotation, molecular function: ADP binding. The transcript is spliced from 2 exons. The coding region runs from base 75 to 2336 and encodes 753 amino acids.